CUUCAAAUCAAAUCCCGUUCUCUCCUCUAAGACGUCAUUUUUUUGAUUCAAUUCAAAUUUUAGAUGGAGUUUCCUAUGACCAACAGCUUUUCUGUCAAUAAGCCUGCUUUAUUCUUCAAACCCUCCAAUCUCUCUCUACUCAAUCAACACUCUCUGCUUUCGUUAUCGCUAUUGCCUUCGCAUUUUCUUCAAACCCAUAUGAAAAAACCAAUUAUUUGUUCAAGAAACAACAGAAGGGGAUCUGAUUCUCAAAGAUCUAGAAAACUCGUGCUCAACGCUGUCCAUUUCAUCGCGUCAAAGCUCAACGUCUUACCAGAGCCGUUGGAUAUGAUGAUAAGAGAAUUUGGAGGUGGAAAUGGAGGGGGAUUCGGGUUUCGGAAGAGUUUUGGGUGGUCAGGCUUUGAUGGGUGGGGCAGGAAAAAGAAGAAAAGAUUAGAGUUCAUGGAAUUUGUCCUGUUGUGUGGUUUGGGAUUGUGGUUGAUAUUGGGGAAAGAAAUAGACGGUACUGUAUUUCUGGGGGUUCUGAGUUUAAUUUUAUUUGGGGUUUCACUUAAUGGUUCAAAGGGUGCAGUAAAUCAUUGGACUUCAGGAUUCUUUUGUUGUGCUAUUUGUGUUGGUUUGGGGUUGAAGGGACAGGAUUUGAAGACAUGGGUGAAAGCUUUUAGGCAUAGGGAGAUUGCAAGAAGAGGCAUAAGAAGAAGAAGAGCAAUGUAA
Messenger RNA from Ilex paraguariensis (yerba mate), 714 nucleotides. The record is from the annotation of a GenBank genome assembly. Lineage: Eukaryota; Viridiplantae; Streptophyta; Magnoliopsida; Aquifoliales; Aquifoliaceae.